ACCACUUGAUUUCAUUCAUAAUAAAUCCCCAAAUUCAAUGAAAUCCCUAAUUUACAUUCUUCCCAAUUCAAUUCUGAUAAUACAUAAACCCUAAAUUCACCCCUGCUACAAUUUAUCUCGCAAAACCCUUAACCCUAACAUGUCCAGUUCUUCAAAUUUGCAUGGUUCCUCUGCUAGAUCCAGCAGACAGCAUCGCCCUCGACAGAGGCGUGGUAGCAGACCUGUUUACAAUUACGAGGGAGGAGCUCGUUACUGCAAAUGUGCGUUUUCUGUCAAAGCUCCGAUUUGGGUGGCAUGGACGAGGGAAAAUCCAGGAAGACGAUUUUAUGGGUGCAGGAAAGGAGCGAUUGGCUGUGGAUUCUUCGAUUGGUAUGAUGAAGAACCCUUUACGAGUAGAUCGAAGGAAGUCAUUAAUGAACUGUUAGAUGAGAUUGAUGAAAUUGUAAAGGGUCAUGGGAAUUUCAACUACCUGGAAGAUAGGGAAGACCAGAGAUAUGCAGAAAUGAGAAAUUCAUAUGAAUUCAUGGUCAAAUUGGCUAGAGAGGAAGGGCAAAAAUACAAAAACAGGUUCUGGUGUGUUGCUGUUGGCUUUGUGUUAGGGUUGAUGGUUUUGAUUCUUGUAAUUCUUGUAAUUGCAGUUGUUAGAUGA
Mercurialis annua (annual mercury) is the source of this 649-nucleotide messenger RNA. RefSeq lists its product as uncharacterized. The transcript has a single exon. The coding region runs from base 140 to 649 and encodes 169 amino acids. The record is from RefSeq and is a predicted model, not a curated record. Gene Ontology annotation, molecular function: zinc ion binding. NCBI's taxonomy places the organism in Eukaryota, Viridiplantae, Streptophyta, Magnoliopsida, Malpighiales, Euphorbiaceae.